Messenger RNA from Manis pentadactyla (Chinese pangolin), 2211 nucleotides. It is a transcript of the gene SCARB2, whose product is annotated as scavenger receptor class B member 2. Gene Ontology annotation, biological process: protein targeting to lysosome; receptor-mediated endocytosis. The coding region runs from base 299 to 1735 and encodes 478 amino acids. The transcript is spliced from 12 exons. NCBI's taxonomy places the organism in Eukaryota, Metazoa, Chordata, Mammalia, Pholidota, Manidae. Gene Ontology annotation, molecular function: scavenger receptor activity. Gene Ontology annotation, cellular component: membrane; lysosome; cytoplasm. The record is from RefSeq and is a predicted model, not a curated record.
GGAGCCGGGCUGGCGAGCCUCAGGCCCUGCGCGCUGCCUUCUCGUUUUGAGCUGCGCCAGGCGGGCGCCGCGGCUGCCCAGAGAAGGAAAACCGAAACCGACGCGAGAGGUUCCACUACCUGGUCGGCCAGCCAGGUGCACCUCUGGCCCCCUCGCCCAGACGCGUGUUCUGGAGCCGGGCGCUCCGCCCGGGCCGCGGGUGCAGGAGGGUCGCGGGUCUUCAGGCCGCUAGUGCGGCCCCUUCCCCAUUUCUGUCGGGUCACCGACCGGCGCAGCCGACCCCCGAGCGGCCAGCAGAAUGGGCCGGUGCUGCUUCUACACGGUGGGGACGCUGUCCCUACUCCUGCUGGUGACCAGCGUCGCGCUGCUGGUGGCCCGGGUCUUCCAGAAAGCCGUAGACCAGACGGUCCAGAAGAAUAUUGUGUUAAGGAAUGGUUCUGAGACCUUUGACUCCUGGAGGAAGAGCCCUCUGCCUGUGUAUGCCCAGUUCUAUUUCUUCAAUGUCACCAAUCCAGAGGAGAUCCUCAGAGGGGAAACGCCUCAGUUGGAAGAAGUGGGGCCGUAUACCUACAGGGAGCUCAGAAACAAAGUGGAUAUUCAGUUUGGAGAUAAUGGAACAACAAUAUCUGCUGUUAGCAAAAAGACCUAUAUUUUUGACCGAAACCAAUCUGUUGGAGACCCUACAACUGACUUAAUUAGAACAUUAAAUAUUCCUGUAUUGACUGCCAUGAAUUGGGCCCAGAUACACUUCCUCCGGGAGCUCAUCGAAGCGCUGUUGGAGGCCUAUCAGCAGACGCUCUUUGUGACGCACACCGUGGAUGAAUUGCUUUGGGGCUACAAAGAUGAGAUCUUGUCCCUCAUCAACAUUUUCAAACCCGACAUCUCUCCCUAUUUUGGCCUGUUCUAUGGGAGAAAUGGGACUGAUGAUGGAGACUAUGUUUUUCUGACUGGAAAAGACAAUUACCUUAACUUUUCAAAGAUUGUGGAAUGGAAUGGAAAAACGUCACUUGACUGGUGGACAACAGACAGUUGCAAUAUGAUUAAUGGAACAGAUGGAGAUUCUUUUCACCCAUUAAUAAGCAAAGAUGAAGUCCUUUAUAUUUUCCCAUCUGAUUUUUGCAGGUCCGUGUAUAUAACUUUCAGUGACUUUGACAGUGUAGAGGGACUGCCUGCCUUUCGCUAUGGAGUGCCUAAAGAAAUACUAGCCAAUACCUCAGAAAAUGCUGGCUUUUGUAUACCUAAAGGAAACUGUCUGGGCUCAGGAGUUUUGAAUAUCAGCAUCUGCAAGAAUGGCGCACCUAUUGUGAUAUCUUUCCCACACUUCUACCAAGCAGAUGAGAGAUUUGUUUCUGCCAUAAAAGGCAUGCAUCCAAAUAAAGAAUAUCAUGAGUCAUUUGUGGACAUCAAUCCUUUGACUGGAGUUAUCCUAAGAGCAGCCAAGAGGAUCCAAAUCAACGUUUAUGUCAAAAAAUUAGACGACUUUGUUGAGACAAGAAACAUCAGAACCCUGGUUUUCCCAGUGAUGUAUUUCAAUGAGAGUGUUCUCAUUGAUAAAGAGACUGCAGCUCGGCUGAAGACUGUGAUUAACACUACUUUGAUCAUCACCAACAUACCAUACAUUGUCAUGGCGCUGGGUGUGCUCUUUGGUUUGAUCUUCACCUGGCUUGCAUGUAAAGGACAGGGAUCCAUGGAUGAGGGAACUGCAGAUGAAAGAGCACCCCUCAUACGAACCUAACCGUGGCCUGAGCUUGGGAUAGGAGCCGGGUGAGCUGUCCUGACCCAGACCACACACACGUGGUAAACCACCGUCCCUACAGGCUUGCCUGCUGUAGGGAGGAGGGAGAAGACCCAGUACUGGCAAGUGAGGAGAGCAUCCGGCAGGAGGUCAAAGAACAGGCUGACAUGGUUGGUUAUUAGGCUUUAUAAAAUCCUGUGUUCCUUGACAAACUGUUUUGUUUUUCAUGUCCCUAGAAAGUAUUUAAUAAACUCCUGUAUUGUAAUUCUGUUGUUGGGUGCUGGUAGCUCCAGAAUUUUAUGACCACUGUUGUGGUUAUAAUGUCCUUGCAUUACUUGUUAACACUAUUUGGUCUAACCUUACUGAGUGUGCUUCAUUCACCAAACUUUGGGCUCCAAGUACAUAAAUGCUAUUUUAUGUUGUAUUCGUCUAUUUAUUUCAGCCCCAACACAGAAUAAAUGAGUUCAGAACCCAGA